AUGCACUCACUUUUCAUGCAAUGCUGUGUCCAGAUUCAUGAGCAGGCGCGAGAGCUGACCCAGCUGUGCCAACAGUUGUGGGAAGGGACGGCUGUGUCCUCGUCACUCAGUGAGCAUCUCCAGACCCUCCUCACCCAGGAGGGUGACGACAACCACCAGGAGGAAGUGGCGGAGGGGCUCAGGCUGGCGGAGAGCCUCACCGGCUUGCUCAGCCCAGAAAAUCCUGAGGAAGUUGAAGUAGAUCAAGAACCACUGGAUGACCAAAACAGUGAGUUCAACUUCCUUGUGGAAGCCCAGUGGCGAGAGCUGAAGCAUCUCUACUACAAGUUACAGGCAGGGAGGGCUGCGUCCUCCUCCCUCACUGGGCAUCUCCAGGCCAUUGUCAGCCACGACCAUCCUGACUGCUCGCAGGGUCAAGGUCGUAGACAACACCUGGCGGAGGGGCGCAGGCUGGUGAAUCAUCUGGCCCACUUGCUCAGCCCAGAAACCUACGAGGAUGAGGAAGAUGAAGAGGUGGCCACACUGGCCUCCAGCUUCCACAGUGAGCUACAGGAGGGGACAGUGAAUGCACUUUCUGAGGCCCUGAAUGGGCAGGAUGUCCCUCCCUCUGGGGGUCCUGAUAUGUGUGGUGGCCAAGAGCAUCUCAGCGGAGCUAGCACUGGCUUUCUGUCUGAGGAGUCUGAGGGCAGCACUGUUCUCGAGGGAGCAGGUGAAUACGGCUAUGAAGCAGCUCCCAUGCAGGACGCCUGUCUCCAAGGGCCUUGGAGUGAAGACCUGAGCCCCCAAGUGUCAGAGGUACAAGCCUCAAACACACAGCUUCAGAAGAGCACUCCGGAAGCCAACUGUUUGCAGCUGCAGCUGAACCAGCAUUGGGACUGUGGCCAUGACCUUGCCAUGUGGAGCAUCCCUUGCACCCCCUGGAGCCUCUUUACCAGCGCAGACUCUGGACACCAGUGGCUACUUCUCCCAGCAGCCCAGCCAAGUCUCACCACACUGACCCAGACAGUCUCUGUGCUGCUCGCUGCCCCAGGUGUCCUGAAACAGACCAUUAGCAAGAGGACAUUGCUGGUCAGCAAGUGGAGACUAACGUGCAGCUCCCCAGGCCUCCAGCUUCGGGUGCAGAGAUACCAAGUGCUGCUGGAACUGUGAAAACACUGAGCUUUUCAGAAAAAUUAAUAAUUCCACCUGGUGGCAAAA
Messenger RNA from Nycticebus coucang (slow loris), 1197 nucleotides. RefSeq names its product neuroblastoma breakpoint family member 4-like. The transcript is spliced from 9 exons. Bases 1 to 1149 code for a protein of 382 amino acids. The record is from RefSeq and is a predicted model, not a curated record. NCBI's taxonomy places the organism in Eukaryota, Metazoa, Chordata, Mammalia, Primates, Lorisidae.